AUGUUUGAUCGAUCCAUCCAUCCAUCCAUCCAUCCAUCCACAACAAUUUUGGUGAUGCACCGGCGGGGGAGGACGCCGAGGAAGGUGGCCUUCUUGUUCCUCACCCGCGGCCCGCUGCCGCUGGCGCCGCUCUGGGAGCGCUUCUUCAACGGCACCGGCACCGGGGGCGCGAAAGGAGGCAGGGAGCUCUUCUCCGUGUACGUGCACACCACGCCGGGGUACCGCCUCGACGUCCCGCCGUCGUCGCCGUUCCACCGCCGGCAGGUGCCCAGCAAGCCGACGCGGUGGGGCAACGUGAAUGUCGUGGACGCGGAGCGGCGGCUGCUGGCCAACGCGCUCCUCGACCUCAGCAACGAGCGCUUCGUGCUCGUCUCCGAGUCCUGCAUCCCGCUCUACCCGCUCCCGGUGGUGCAUGCCUACCUGACCCGCUCUCGGCACAGCUUCGUCGGCGCCUUCGAUGACCCGAGCCCGCACGGCCGGGGCCGGUACCGCGUCGGGCUGGCCCCGGACGUGACUCUCUCCCAGUGGCGCAAGGGCGCGCAGUGGUUCGAGAUGGACCGGCGCCUCGCCGUGUUCGUGAUUGCCGACGAGCGGUACUACCCACGUUUUCGGACCGAGUGUCGGGCACCGUGCUAUGUGGACGAGCACUACCUUCCCACCGUGCUCUCCAUCGAGGCUCCGGAGCGCAUCGCCAACCGGAGCAUCACCUUGGUCGACUGGUCCCGCGGCGGCGCGCACCCGGCCACCUUCGGUGCCGCCGACGUGACUGAGGACUUCCUGGGGACGCUGGUGGGGAAGAAGGGGAAUGCUGAGCGGUGCAUGUACAACGGGCAGCCGGUCGAGGUGUGCUUCCUCUUUGCGAGGAAGUUCGCCCCUGCCGCUUUGCCGCAGUUGCUCAGCCUUUCCUCCAAGAUCCUUGGGUACUAG
Molecule: messenger RNA, 927 nt
Organism: Triticum turgidum subsp. durum (durum wheat)
Lineage: Eukaryota; Viridiplantae; Streptophyta; Magnoliopsida; Poales; Poaceae
Source: the annotation of a GenBank genome assembly